AGGGUGUAUCCGGGCAGACAGAGGCAGUGGUAGGAGCCCGGGGAGCUCUCACAGAUGUGCUCACAGCCGUGGUCCGACUCCAGACACAGAUCCAUACCUGCAGCAGAGACGACCUUCAAGUAACGCCGACUCGAGUGACAUCACUUGAGGACAUUUAUCAGACUUCACACAGCUCCCUCUGGUGGCACUAAAGGGCAUGCCGACCGUCAAGGACGCGGUCUCACGGCUUCCAGCUGUCGUCCCCGGAGCACCGCCGAGGGGUUUUGAACCUGUGUCUGCAGUGACAGAUGGUGAGACUGUGAGAUGAUGAACGUGCAUCAUAUGAAACAUCUGGACGGGUAGAAAGUGAACCUGCAGCACAGGAAACCAGGAUGAGAGGAACAACUGCAGGAUUUUAAGACCGGAAGACUCGAUUUCAGGAUGAGUUGAGACAGAUAGUGCGUCCAGCAGCAGGAGAACAUCGGAUUUCAACAGACCAUCAAGUUACAACACAAAGCCAACUCGAUGUUUAGUCAAGACUGAAGGACAAUGGAGGAUUUGUUUUAUCCCCCCGUGACUGGAUCUGCCAGUUGUGCAUUUACUUGUUACAUCACUCAUGAAAAUGUUGUGCAGCUCUGUCAUCCACAGAACAAUAUUUUUUUUAACGGUGCACUUAUUUUAAAAACAGUUAUGAACCCGAGGAAUUAACGCAGCCAGCUGAGGCCGAGGCCGCCGCCAUGGAUGAGCUGGACGUUGGGGAAGGUGGCAGGAAAGAGACAUCGACGAACCAGCCAGGACACCCCCAGCCGGACAUCUCUGUCUUAUACCCCCCUCCUCUGUCCCCCGACUCGGUCAACCCGUUGACUCACCUGGGGACACUGCUCGCAGGACACGACGCACCGAGGACCGGCGGAUGGGACAGGAGACUGGAUCUGGGCUUUCAAGGCUGUCAGUUACUGGGAUCAACAAGGGAACCGGGAAGAGAAGCUCAUGCAGACCAGAGUGUCACCAUCCUGCACGCCAAGGUCGCUCAGAAGUCCUACGGCAACGAGAAAAGGUUCUUCUGUCCACCUCCCUGUGUUUACGUCAGCGGUCAGGGAUGGAGAGUCAUGCAGGACCAUCUGAAAGAAGCUGGCUACGGAGACUCCGUGUAUCGGGUGUGUGGUUACAUGUGUCUGGACAACUCCAGCCAGUCUCAGUCGGACACGUACAAGCUGGUCUUCGAUUAUCAGCCAAACUCCAGGAUGUUUGCCUGUGCCAAGUCCCUGUUCAUCUCUGAUCAGGACAAGAGGAAACACUUCUGUCUGCUGCUGAGACUCUUCCUGGGAAACCGACAGGAAGUGGGUUCAUUUCAGAGCAGGAUGAUCAAAGUCAUCUCCAAACCGUCCCAGAAGAGACAGUCGAUGAAGAACGCCGACCUGUGUAUCUCCUCGCGCUCCAGAGUAGCUUUGUUCAACCGGUUGCGCUCACAGACGGUCAGCACUCGUUACCUCUCAGUGGACAGAGGAGCCUUCAUAGCCAGCGCCAGACAGUGGACAGCCUUCACCAUCACCAUGGUGGAGGACCAGCGUGCUGACCAAGGAGACUUUGUGCUGAGCGAAGGCUUCAUCUGUUACGGCUGUGUGGUCCAGUUAGUGUGCACCGAGUCUGGAGUCGCUCUGCCGCCCAUGGUGAUCCGUAAGGUCAACAAGCAGCACGCCAUCCUAGACGUGGACGAGCCAGUCUCUCAGCUGCACAAGUGUGCCUUCCAGUUCAGAGACAAUCCACAGGCAUACCUGUGUCUGUCCAACGACACCAUCAUACAGUACCAGAGUCCCUCCAGCGUCAGAGACCCCAGCAGAGUGGUGCUGAACGACGGAUCCUGUUGGACCAUCAUCGGAGUGGAAGUAGUGGAAUACACCUUUAAUCAGGGGCUGGCCUGCAUCCAGACACCAGUUACUCCUUUUCCUGUUAUCACAGGGUUAGAGGUGAACGGCGGAGGACACGUCGCGAUGCUGGAGGUCCACGGAGAAAACUUCAACCCACAUCUCAAAGUCUGGUUUGGAAACAGCGAGACUGAGACCAUGUUCAAGUCUCCUAAGUCUCUGCUCUGCGUCGUUCCCGACAUCUCCGCGUUCACCGACGGUUGGCGUUGCCUGCGCCGCAUCAUCACCGUGCCUCUGUCUCUCAUCCGAUUGGACGGCCUGAUUUACCGCACGUCCUUCAGUUUCACCUACACCCCCGAACUCCAGCCGCCUCCGUCUGUCCGAGGAGCAGCAGGAGGAGGGAAGAGAGAGGGAGCGACGGAAGGAGGACCGGAAGACGACGUCCUGUUGGAGACCAUCCAUCAGGAGUUCACCAGAGCCAACUUCCACCUCUUCAUGCAGAGUUAGGGUUCAAACCUCAGGUUCAUGUUUGGAGCUGCUCGUCCGUCAAAGAACCGUGACUUAAUAUCGACGAGAUAAUUAUGACGAUGUCGUGAAAAUAUGAGAGAAAAUAUCAAUCAGACAGUCCUCAGGGUACAUUUACCACAAUGUUUUUAUUAUUUUAGCUCUCGCUGUUGUUAUUAUAUAUAAAUUUAGUUGAGAAAUCACGGAGACAGAUUCAAAGUCUCCGAUCGGACUGUUGCAGAUCAUGAUCAGCUUCUUAAACUCUCGUGGACGAGUCUCGACCUCGUAGCAGUCGAUGCUUGCAGCGACUUUUAUUCUAGAAAUUAUUUUUCCCCGAGUUACUUUCUUCCGUUUCUGGAGAAUUCAGGUCAUGAGAACUUUGUCUCGUCUUCCACCUCAGAUUUUAUAACAUGACAACAAGAUCACUGUUAACUGCUUUGACACUGUGCCUGUGAACGUCAAUAAAUCAGGUGCAUUUCAGCU
Messenger RNA from Larimichthys crocea (large yellow croaker), 2831 nucleotides. It is a transcript of the gene rbpjl, whose product is annotated as recombination signal binding protein for immunoglobulin kappa J region-like. The record is from RefSeq and is a predicted model, not a curated record. Gene Ontology annotation, biological process: regulation of transcription by RNA polymerase II. Lineage: Eukaryota; Metazoa; Chordata; Actinopteri; Sciaenidae. Gene Ontology annotation, cellular component: nucleus. Gene Ontology annotation, molecular function: DNA-binding transcription activator activity, RNA polymerase II-specific; RNA polymerase II cis-regulatory region sequence-specific DNA binding. The transcript is spliced from 16 exons. Bases 717 to 2351 code for a protein of 544 amino acids.